AUGGGCGCCAACUUCAACGAUUGCGGCUUCGCGCCCGAGGUGAAGAUCUUCGCCGCGUCUGGCUACAACUUUUCCGCUCACUCCUGGAUCGCGAGCAAGGGCAUCUCGACCGAGGCCGUCGGGCAUCUCGACUCCGCCAGCGAUUGCCAGGCCCUCUGCCUCGGCGCUGGGGCCGCCUACUUCGCCUACGAGCCUGGCCAGCUCUGCGUCUGCAAGGAUGGAUAUUCGGAUGCGAAUUGCAUUCUCUACGGACUGAAUGCUGGCGCCCCAGACAUCACGUCGGGCCCGACGCAGUGCCCUGGAUGCAUCAUGGACGGGUACGACGCUGGUGGCUCGGCGAACGUCUGUGGUUACGCAGUCGAGGUGAAAAUCGUUGCCACGACAGGCUACGACUUCAGCGAGCCGUCCUGGAUCGCGACAAAGGGCAUCCCGACAGCGCACACGGACCACCUGAGGACGCCGUACGAUUGCAGAAUGCUCUGCAUGGCAGAGACCGGCUGCGCCUUCUUUGCUUUCGAUGCGCUGAAGCAGCCGGGCAUGGGCUUCUGCGUCCUUAAGCAGGCUUAUAGUCAUCCGUCUUGUGAGCCACAGUAUGGGGAGGAUGACGACAUCGCUUCGGGGCCGGUCCUUUGCAAAAGCACAGUCGCAUGCGGGAUGCUCAAUGACGCCUGCUGCGACUAG
Molecule: messenger RNA, 681 nt
Organism: Prorocentrum cordatum
Lineage: Eukaryota; Dinophyceae; Prorocentrales; Prorocentraceae
Source: the annotation of a GenBank genome assembly